This is a messenger RNA of Cuscuta epithymum, 1197 nucleotides long. The record is from the annotation of a GenBank genome assembly. Lineage: Eukaryota; Viridiplantae; Streptophyta; Magnoliopsida; Solanales; Convolvulaceae.
GGAAAGCCCAUUGCAAGGAAAAGUACUGCAGUAACUUUUAACCAACAAAAGUUAAUUACUCUAAGUUAUUUACCGCAGGCUAGGGUUCUAGUAAUCUUUCUCCGUAUUUCUCAUCUUUGACGUUCGGAAUUCUGUAAUCUCCUUCCUCAUGAUAUCAAGGGAUAAGAGCUCAUCAACGGCGGCGCAACCUCAAUCGGAAUCGAAUUAUGCCUCGUCGAUCUCCAAAAUAGCGGUGGCACAGAUAUGCGAAUCAGCGGGCUACGCGGCGGCGGAAGCCUCAGCGCUGGCAGUUCUAACGGACAUCGCCGGACUUUACCUCAAAGCAAUCGCCAAAUCCGCCGCAUCAUCCGCCAACUCCCGCGGCCGUACGGAAUCGAACCUCCUCGAUGUCACGGCGGCGCUGGAGGAGUUAGGCUCAGUGCAGGGAUUCGCCGGCGCGUCGAGCACAGCGAGAAAUUCGGUUUUGAAUUCUCCCAUGAUCAGAGAGCUCGAAAAGUUCGUGGAGUACACGGAGGAGACGCCGUUCGCGCAGCCGCUGCCGCCGAGGAAGGCAAUGUCCGGAAGAAAAACGAAACAGCCCAAACGCGGCAACCUCCUCCUCCGCGACUCCCGCGAGUAUAACGAAGGUAGGUUUAAACAUGUUCCGAGGUGGUUACCAUCAAUGCCGGAAAUCGAGAAGGAUGGGAAGGGGGAUGAGAAAUUGGGAUUCGGUCCGAGAAUUGAAUCGGAAUCGGAGAGGCAGCCGGAAAACAACAACGCCGGAAAACAGAGGGAAAAAGGAAACGGAUUAUUGGCCACAAAUAGAACCAGAGUAAGGUUUAAGCUUUCUACACGGCGGAAGUCGCCUUGUACGAAGAAUGGGGGAGUUUGCAGGGGAGGAAUUGGGAAGCGGGUUUCAUGUGAGAAUCACAGAGAUGAUGCAAGGAACAGGAAGAAGACGAAUGAGAGCUUCGAGAAGUCGAAAUCCUUGAUUAAUUCUAAAAAAAUCAAACUUGGUCAUCAUAGUUUAAGGCAUGUGUUGUGACCAAAAGAGAAGAUGGCUUUGUAAUUUAUUUUUGUGUCAUCAUAAUUUAAGGCAUAUGUGCCAUAUGCUGCUUUUGUUAUCGUCCAUUCUUCUUUUGGGGUUAAAAUAAAAUGAUCUUAUAACGGUUUAAUUCUUCAAAUUUGAGAAUGCAUCAAAUAAACUUUAGGAUUGAG